CAGGAGGAACUCCCCAACCCUUCCAUCCUGGCUGAGCCAAGCACCCUGAUACCCCGGGGGGAGGCCUGCCAACCGGGGUUGAAAACAGAAAGGCUUUAUCUUCUCCUGGGGCUCUCUGUGGCCUUCCUCCUUUGUUUCCUCCUCCUUUUCUGGCUCCUUCAGAAACAGCAAGACUCAGUCCAGACCUCAGCUGCAGGAGGCCCCCAGGAGGUGACAUAUGCUCAGCUAGACCACCGAGUGCUCACACAGAAAGCGUCCCCAACUUCCGUAUCUCCCCAGGGGGAAGAGACCACAGCUGAGUCCAGCAUGUAUGCAACCCUGGCCAGACGCUGA
This is a messenger RNA of Jaculus jaculus (lesser Egyptian jerboa), 333 nucleotides long. RefSeq names its product leukocyte-associated immunoglobulin-like receptor 1. The transcript is spliced from 5 exons. The annotation marks the transcript as partial. The record is from RefSeq and is a predicted model, not a curated record. Lineage: Eukaryota; Metazoa; Chordata; Mammalia; Rodentia; Dipodidae.